GUUGCAAUAAUUUUCUUUACUAAGUAGCUACACAUUGGGCAAGUCGCCAAUUAGAACAAGUUCGAAUGGUAUAAGCCGCAACACUAGAAGCGUUACAAGCGCUUUACCAGCUUUUAGGGAUUAUGAAUUUGAGGGUUGUAGGAUAAUUGGGGAUUGAAGAUUAUUACUUGCAAUUCGCUACCAAUGAAGAAAAAAGAGAAACAGGUUUACUUUAAAUCCAACUACAGGUAGGUGUAAAAUAGCCAAACAAAAAUGGCGAUGAGGAAAUUUUGUGAAGUUUAUUAACCUUUAACAAACGUAAGGUGAAUCUGGUACGAAUCUGUUAUAUACCUGACGACCACAGAAAGAUACUAGUCGUAUGUAAACUUGCGCACGCGAAUCUCGUACAACAAUGGGAUGUGUAAAGAUGCAGACGAUAAUAGUGCUUAUUGUGUUCACAAUAAUAACUCAAACUGUAUCACAAUGUGACGAAGAAUAUAGUGUAGAACUAAAAGACCGCAUGUAUAAAGGUGUUAAAUAUGAACCAAAUGAAAUAAUAGUGGAUAAUGUGACUAAUGUGGAAAGGGGAUGUGUGUGUUUGAAGGAGGCAUGUGCAAAAAAGUGCUGUCCUCUGGGCCAAGCGUAUCACAGGGAGCAGAAGAUAUGUAUCGACUUCUCUGAACCGUUUAAUCCUCCUGUUUAUAGAGAUUUUCGGCUGUUACCAGGAUACAAUGCUACGAAGGAGUUAUACUUUUUCUAUGGGAAAAUGAAUUGUUCGGAGGAACUGGCAGAAUUUAGGGUGCCAGUAAAUUAUCCAAAUUAUUUUCAUUUGAGAACGGAUGGUAAGCUGUAUGUGAAAACCGAGCCUUCUGCCAAGGUGUUGAUUUAUGAAGCAGACAAGUACUGCAUCGACACGUUCGUCUCGGACACCGAGGGACCACACCUCAAUGCGCUCAUCUGCUUCGUAGUGAAGCCCGAACCCUACAGUUAUACCAUGAGCAGUAGUUUUAUGCUGAUAUCCUGUUUCUUCAUUCUCCUGACGGUAGCAGUUUACGCAUGGCUGCCAGAACUGAGGAACCUUCAUGGCAUGGUGCUGAUGGCAUACUUACUCUGUUUCUUCGUCGGUUUCCUGUUCCUAGCCACCAUGCAGAUCCUCAUCCUAAAGCGACAGAUAACUGAAGAAAUCUGCAUUGUAUUAACUUUCAUCGUGUACUUCUCCCUUCUGGCAGCAUUCUUCUGGUUAAACGUGAUGUGCUACGACAUCUGGUGGACGUUCAGUGGCAAACGAGCUCAAGGCCGUAGUGGUACACAAAACAAAAGGAUUUUGUGUUAUGCCAUCUACGCGUUUGGAGUGCCCACGAUCCUGACCAUCAAUUUGGCAGCUCUCGAAUUCUCCAACAUUCCUUUGCAUCCUCUAUUGCCUAAACUUAGGAUACAAGGCUGCUUCUUAUACGGAAACAGCAAAUUCCUGUAUUUGUAUGGACCAAUUGUGAUCCUCUGUGAGGCAAACCUGAUAUUCUUCACACUGACUGCCCUCAAAAUAGCAAAAAUUAAAAGAGAAACCAAAAUGCUACGAGACAAGGAGAGCUCCACACAUGACCAAGACAGGAAGGACACCCAAAGGUUCACUCUCUACGUCAAGUUGUUUACUGUCAUGGGCAUCAACUGGAUCUUGGAAGUGGGCAGCUCCUUCUAUCCCGAAGCUGACUGGUGCUGGCAGUUCUCUGACGUUUACAACGUGCUCGUCGGUCUAAUCAUCUUCAUUAUCUUCGUCUGUAAGAAGAAGACUUGGCAAAUGAUCAAGAAGAGAUACAGACAAUUGCGGGGCGAUACUUCAAAGUCUGGGACGCAGACCACGGUAUCCUCUACUCGGACACAUUCCACAUCACGCGAUGAUAUCGACACCAGCAAUUUAUACUACGCUAACUCGAAAUUUGGAAAAAACUUUUUUUAUGCCAAGUUGCUUAAAAUGUGGGUUUACAUACGUCAUAAAAAAAUUGACAAGAAAUAUGCAAAAAUAAGAAAGUUACAAAUCUUAUAAAACGCUAAGUAAAGGUACUUUUUGAAAUCACUCGAUUUAUAUUACGCCAACUAUUAUUAGCGGAGUGUGCGCGGGGAUCACUUUGGUCAAAAUCUGUGCAACACUGCGCUAACUCAUAGUUAGCGUAGUUUAGUGCGUUCGUGUGUAUACUUGUUCGUUUGUACAAUGAACGACUUAGCGACUUUUACAUAGUAAAUACUUAUGUGUUAACGUAUUAAUUAGUUUAUUAAUGGUACGUUGACUAUUAUUUUUGUAAGUAAGUACAUGUUCUUUAUAAAAAUAUUGAAAUAUGCAUCAGAUGAUUGGUCAUGCACCACGACCUCCCGUACUACACUAAGCUAACAUAAGUUAGACGUGUAUAAGAUGUAACAUUUUUUUGAUGAAUUACGUUUAUAUACGGCUAACUUGCGCUAAAUCAAAAAAUAGAAAUAAGUAAGGAAAUAAAAAUAUGAGAUAUUACAAUGAAUAAAUUAAAUAUUAAGCAUACCAAAUUUCAAAAAAAUAUCUUAAUUAAUGUAAAAGUUAUCACGUUUUUCCCUUUAAACGCCUCUACUGUAAAGUACGCUUUUUGAGUUAGCGUAGUAUAAAUUGCUGGUGUCGAUAUGCAGAUGCACUCUAUUAAGAAUAAGGAGUGGCUCGGUCGGAGUCCAAGUUCAGAGUAUCUCCCAGUGGAGCAACAUUGAAUCGACAACCGCAAUCUCCUCCCUUCGACGAACGUGACGUCACACGGAACCGUCAAAGCGCGACACCUUCCCGUUCUCUAAUCACUUGAGUCACAAUGACCCUUCUUACAUUAUUAUAGGUACACAAAUAAAAUAAUAUCUAGGAUUAAAUGAAAAAUCCAGAUCCUAAGUAUGAUCAUUAAAACUUAAUACGGGAUAUUUACAAUGUUUUCUAUAUCGGAAACUCAUAAUAACUAAUAAACAUGGUAAAUAUCCCGUUUUAAGUUCUAAUGAUAUUACUAGUGACCAUGUCAGUUUAAAAAAACCCUAAGUAUUGUUAAAAAAACACAAAAGGAAACUGUUUGUCCUCGCACCCUGUAUGUGAAAUGCUUGGCUCUCUGUUUCACGAACGCCUAAAGAUCGGUUAAAACAAUGAGUGUAAUCUUGUCUAUAAAAUACUUUUUAUGUAAAAGUACCGUAGCUCUCUCAAGAGUUAAGAAAAUUAACAAAAUGUGCCUAAAACUUGCCUUGACAUAAUGUUUUUUCUUGUUUUUGCGUUUGUUCAAUUAAAUUUUGUCACGAAAAUUUUGUUUUUGUUAAAAAAGUAAAGUAAACCUUGGCAAGAUAAAGAGAACUGAACGUUCUGUUCAAACAUAGUUUUUGACGUUAAUUAUUUUUAUCAUAAAUUAAUAUAACAUUGUUAUUGAAAUUGCUAAAUCGGAACUUUUUCAACGUUUUCAAUUAUACUGAUAUUUGACAUUCAAAUGCUAUGUUUAAUUAAUGUAUAAAUAUCAAGCACAUUAUGUACUGCAUGUGUUUUACACCUCAAUGUAUUUAAAUGAAGAGCUUAAUAAAAAAAAUUAUAUGAUAGCUUUAUUAUAACUUUCGUGAGACAUACUAAAUUAAUUAAUAAUAUAAUCAGCUUACUCACGUAACUGUUUGACGAGGAACCCGACUAGUUUCAAACCAUUCCGUAACAAUCGCAGCACGACAAUCGCCGCGUCGUAUCCUCAUCAAACAGCUACGUGAGUAAACCGAUAAAAUAAUAAUUAAUUCAUAUGAUAGCAUUUAUUAGUUAUAAAAUUUCGUAAUAAUAAUGCCAUAAUUGUUAUUAUUAUUUUUAGUCAAAUAAAUUUAAUGUAAGUUUAUGAAAAAUAUUUAUGCUGUGGUCGUUGCAGACUCCCACCUUUUUGAACUAGUACUUAUCUAAAAAUCUGUUUACGGUAAUAAUACAGACAACAUUUAGUUUCUUUUUGCAAUAAAUUUUUGUUAAACUUAUUUUAGUGCCUGUUUAUAUAGAUAUGUACCCCUCUAAACUUACGCGACAGAUAGUUUAUGCAAAUUACGUUUUAAUUCAAAUUUAUCUUAUACACAGCAGCAUGCCACACAUCGUGUAACGGGCCUUUAGUGGGUUUAGAAACACCUAUAUCAGUAAACAUUUCUUUUUUUCCAUUCAAUAAUUUUCGAAAAUAUUUUCCUAUAUAUAAAUCACUGUUCUAUACAUACUAUAUAUAAGUAUACUUGUUUUAAUAUUUUUUCUUGUAAUUUGAGAAAUCUAUGAAAUGUUUUGACAUAACAAACUCUUGUUUUGUUAUAUGUGUAGUAUACAAUAGGAAUUUUAUAAUAUACAUAAACAUUUCUACUGUCAUGAUGUUUUCAUUUAAAAAAAGUGUAACAAAUAAUGUGUUACAAUAAAAAUAAUUUAACCACUCGUUGGUUAUGUAUAUGAUCUCAAACAGAUGGCUGCUAAGCUGCUAAAUAAAGCACCUACGUUGUAAUUUGAAACUUAUGAACAAUACAAGCUUAAAACGAUUUUCAAUUCUAUUAUCUUAUUAUUAGAAUGAUAUUUUGAAUGAAACAGCAUUUGAUAUAAGUUUCAAAUUAAUCACCGUACAGGUGCAAUUUGAAGAACAGAGACACUAUUUAAUGAUUUUAUUACAAAGUAUUAAAACAUAAUGUAAUCAAAGACAUUUUUUUAAACAGAUAUAUUUCGAGUACUGUUAUUUCUAUUUUAGAGGUAGCUAUAAAGCUAAUAGGAUUAUAUUAUCUAAGAAAAGUCAAAACAUAUUUAAACACAAUUUUUGUCUUGUUUCGUAUUAAGAUGCAAUAUAAUUAUUUAGUGCGUACAUACAUAAUGUAGGUAGGUUUAUCACAAAAGCAAAUAUAGAAGAACAAAUAUUACUGACUAAUAAAUGUAUUUUGUGAAAA
Spodoptera frugiperda (fall armyworm) is the source of this 4890-nucleotide messenger RNA. RefSeq names its product G-protein coupled receptor Mth-like. The record is from RefSeq and is a predicted model, not a curated record. Gene Ontology annotation, biological process: cell surface receptor signaling pathway. Gene Ontology annotation, cellular component: membrane. Gene Ontology annotation, molecular function: G protein-coupled receptor activity. The coding region runs from base 392 to 2020 and encodes 542 amino acids. The transcript has 10 exons. NCBI's taxonomy places the organism in Eukaryota, Metazoa, Arthropoda, Insecta, Lepidoptera, Noctuidae.